Odocoileus virginianus texanus is the source of this 596-nucleotide messenger RNA. The record is from RefSeq and is a predicted model, not a curated record. Lineage: Eukaryota; Metazoa; Chordata; Mammalia; Artiodactyla; Cervidae.
AAAGCCACAGCUCUGAAGCUUCUCUUGAGCAACAGAGUAUCCACCAGCGCUCACCCCAAGAUGAAUCAGAGAUGUUUCUUCACCAGAGGUCAAAGGUGAAGCCUGAUUUAUAAAAACCUCCCUAGCCCAGCACUCCUCAUCACCGCUGUGCACACUCUUGGCAUUCCAGACUUCUCUGCAGAGGGGUGAACGUAGGUUGGUAAGAUGACUAAGCUGGAAGAUUACCUGGAGGGAAUCAUCAACAUCUUCCACCAGUACUCUGUUCGGCUGGGGGAUUACGAUACCCUCAUCAAGCGUGAGCUGAAGCAGCUGAUCACAAAGGAACUUCCCAACACCCUCAAGAACACCAAAGAUCAACCUGCCAUUGACAAAAUAUUCCAAGAGCUGGAUGCCAAUAAAGAUGGACAGGUCAGCUUUGAGGAAUUCAUAGUCCUGGUGUCCAGGGUGCUGAAGACAGCCCACGAAGAUAUCCACAAAGAGUAGGAAGCUCUUUCCAGCAAUGUCCCCAAGAAGAUAUUCCCUUCUCCUCCCUGAGGCUGCCUUACCUGAGGGAAGAGAGAAUUAAUAAACAUACUUUGGCAAAGUUCUUAGCAGAA